AAUGGAUUACCACCUGCUUGGAUUAAUUUUAUCUUUUCUCUUCAAUGGCACAAAGGUCUUAGCCGGUUACCCAAUUUGGUGGUCCCUUGCAUUAGGCCAGCAGUACAGCUCCCUGGGGUCCCAGCCCAUCCUUUGCGGCUCCAUCCCUGGCCUUGUCCCCAAGCAGCUCCGCUUCUGCCGGAACUACAUUGAAAUCAUGCCCAGUGUGGCUGAGGGGGUGAAGCUGGGCAUCCAGGAGUGCCAGCACCAGUUCCGGGGCCGCCGCUGGAACUGCACCACCAUUGAUGACAGCCUGGCCAUCUUUGGGCCAGUCCUGGACAAAGCCACACGAGAGUCCGCCUUUGUCCACGCCAUUGCAUCGGCAGGGGUGGCCUUUGCUGUAACCCGCUCCUGUGCCGAGGGCACCUCCACCAUCUGCGGCUGCGAUUCCCACCACAAAGGGCCUCCGGGAGACGGAUGGAAAUGGGGAGGAUGCAGCGAGGAUGCUGACUUCGGAGUGCUGGUGUCGCGGGAGUUCGCGGAUGCGCGAGAGAACCGGCCAGACGCCCGUUCUGCCAUGAACCGGCACAAUAACGAGGCCGGCAGGACGACCAUUCUGGAUCACAUGCACCUCAAGUGCAAGUGCCAUGGCCUUUCGGGAAGCUGCGAGGUCAAGACGUGCUGGUGGGCCCAGCCAGACUUCCGGGCAAUCGGGGACUACCUGAAGGAUAAAUACGACAGCGCCUCCGAGAUGGUUGUGGAAAAGCAUCGGGAAUCUCGGGGAUGGGUCGAAACUCUUAGGGCCAAGUACGCUCUUUUCAAGCCACCAACAGAGCGGGAUCUGGUCUACUAUGAGAACUCCCCCAACUUCUGCGAGCCCAACCCAGAGACGGGCUCCUUUGGGACCAGGGACAGGACAUGCAACGUCACCUCCCAUGGGAUCGAUGGCUGCGACCUGCUGUGCUGUGGUCGUGGCCACAACACCAGGACUGAGAAGCGGAAGGAGAAGUGUCACUGCAUCUUCCACUGGUGCUGCUACGUGAGCUGCCAGGAGUGCAUACGUGUCUAUGACGUCCAUACCUGCAAGUAA
This is a messenger RNA of Nothoprocta perdicaria, 1069 nucleotides long. RefSeq names its product Wnt family member 3 (gene WNT3). Gene Ontology annotation, molecular function: frizzled binding; cytokine activity. Gene Ontology annotation, cellular component: extracellular region. Lineage: Eukaryota; Metazoa; Chordata; Aves; Tinamiformes; Tinamidae. Gene Ontology annotation, biological process: multicellular organism development; cell fate commitment; canonical Wnt signaling pathway. Bases 2 to 1069 code for a protein of 355 amino acids. The record is from RefSeq and is a predicted model, not a curated record. The transcript has 4 exons.